GACUGUGUCCCUGUGACAGCCACAGUUGAGUGUUGAGUUAUCAACUCCACAGUCUCCGAAAAAUGUCAGAAAUCAUGGCAAAUACGCCAAACGCUCGACGUUCCAUUGUAAAAAUAUCAGCAGGAGCAGUUGUGUGUGAUGAAAGUAUCCUGAAAGGGGACAUCACCAUUGGGCCCAAGACAGUGGUUCACCCUCGAGCGAGUAUCAUAGCUGAGGCUGGACCGAUCUUCAUUGGGGAGGGGAACAUAAUCGAAGAAAUGGCUUCGAUAAUAAACAGGUUACCACCUGGAGGGAACCCUGACGCUGUACGUACCCAAACUAUUGGGAACUUCAAUGUCUUUGAGACUGACUCCAUAUGCGAAGCAGAGAGAGUUGGGGAUAAUAAUGUAUUGGAGACCAAAGCUGCAGUCGCUCGAGGAGUUGAAUUGACAAAUGGCUGUGUGAUUGGCCCUUCUUGCUCGGUUUUGGAGCCUGAGAUAGUCCCCGAAAAUACGAUUGUGUAUGGAACUAAGUGUCAGCGUCGAGAAAUGAAUGACAAGCCUUAUCCUCAAAUGGGUCAGCUGGAGUUUUUGAUAAGAGUCCUACCGAACUAUCAUCAUCUGCGGAAGCCAAAUAUCAGGCUGCCGAAAGCAGAGCCCUUGUCGUAGGAUGAAUAUUUCACGUUUAAUUUAAUAAAAUGAUAAUUUAUGGAUAUGAUAAAUAAUAAAGAUAGAGCAUUGCUUUUUGAUACU
Diachasma alloeum is the source of this 731-nucleotide messenger RNA. It is a transcript of the gene DCTN6-p27, whose product is annotated as dynactin subunit 6. The coding region runs from base 63 to 647 and encodes 194 amino acids. Gene Ontology annotation, cellular component: dynactin complex. The record is from RefSeq and is a predicted model, not a curated record. The transcript has 5 exons. NCBI's taxonomy places the organism in Eukaryota, Metazoa, Arthropoda, Insecta, Hymenoptera, Braconidae. Gene Ontology annotation, molecular function: dynein complex binding. Gene Ontology annotation, biological process: mitotic spindle organization.